AUGCUGCGGUUGGGGAGCAGGAGAUAUCUUGGAAUGGUAGGGUCAGCUGGUCAGACCAGUGACAAUUUAUUUCAGUUUCAGCUUUUGCGAAGGGAGCCUGAAAAACAAUUAGAUUUCAAUUUAAAACAUAUGUGGUCGAGAAGAAUCACAUUCCCAGUGUGUGAACUAAAUCUGUUGUUCCCUCUAGCUGCUGCCAGUGUCUAA
This is a messenger RNA of Dovyalis caffra, 204 nucleotides long. The record is from the annotation of a GenBank genome assembly. NCBI's taxonomy places the organism in Eukaryota, Viridiplantae, Streptophyta, Magnoliopsida, Malpighiales, Salicaceae.